Molecule: messenger RNA, 4062 nt
Organism: Nymphaea colorata (pocket water lily)
Lineage: Eukaryota; Viridiplantae; Streptophyta; Magnoliopsida; Nymphaeales; Nymphaeaceae
Product: putative disease resistance protein At5g47280
Exons: 6
Coding region: 523-2976 (817 amino acids)
Biological process (GO): defense response to fungus
Molecular function (GO): ADP binding; protein binding
Source: RefSeq, a predicted model, not a curated record
UUUCUGGUGUCAUCUAAUUGUCUUCGUCAAUGGUUUUUGGGGAUGCCCUCGUGCCAGACCGUUGGCGUUGUUUUGGUGUUCAGAAGAAAUGCUUAGUUUGAUCUUCAUUUCUUUGUUAAUUCCAUUGGUCAACGGUUUGGGGCCAGGUGAGGGCAGGGUGUCGGCAAAUUGAAUGGGCAGCUCUACGAAGUUUCUGCAAAUCUAGUUGAGUGACUACUGCAAAAGGGUCAUCAGUUUAUGCCAAGGAUUGGAAAAAUGUAAGCCAAAAAGAGGGACGACCUAGAUUCUUACAGUUUAAAGGCUAAAGCUUUAUUUGGUUUGGAAUUGAUAAACCAUUUUUGAACAAAGGUAGUGCAAAGAAGAAAUUCCAAGCCUGCAAAGGAAAAUUGUAAUUGUCAUAAACAAGAAGUUGGAGGGCUUCCUAGAUUCUCUGUAGAAAUACACUACACCAAGGUACAUUUCUUUAACUACUUACUCGGAGCUCUGGUCUGGAGUACGUCAUUCUUACUCCACUGUGCUGGUAUGUCUGAUUUAGUCAACGGUGCAGUAGUUGGUGUUAUAGUUGCAGAGCUGCUGAAAGCUAUUCUAGAGGGAGAGGAGACCGCUAUGAACUUCCGUGACUGCUUUCAUCGGUUGCAAAAGACUGUAGAAACUUUACAAGUUACAGUAUUGGAGGUUAAACGAUUAGAUGAGGAGUUAAGGGAUACCAAACUGGAUGACAAGGCAACAGUUCGAAGACGAGAAAACAUGACUGAACUAUUAGAUUGUUUGGAAUACGGCAAACAUUUGAUCAAUAAAUGUUCCAUGCUGCCAAAUUGGAAAAUCUGGAAGAGGUACAUGUAUGCCAAGAAAUUAAUGAACUUAGAUGCACAGUUGCUAAGGUUUACAAGUAUGAAUAUGCAGGCCGAAAUAUGGGUGGAUACAAAACAGAUGAUGGCAGAGGCAAAGAGGCUGUACACGGAAUUAAGUAGCUUGGGCAUGAACUCUACUUCUCGUAGUGGAAAGUUUGCUUACUCAAAUUCAAUGCCCCAGCUUCCAAGCAAAAUUGUUGGUUUGAGUGUUCCUCUGGAAGAGUUAAAGAGGAAGCUGCUCUUUGACAAUGUCAAUGUUAUUGGAAUAUGUGCACCCGGAGGAUGCGGGAAGACGACCUUGGCAACAAAGCUCUGUCAAGAUAACAAAGUACAAGCUGCAUUCGCAGAGAUUGUUUUCAUUACAGUCUCUGAGACGCCAAACUUGCUAGAGAUAUAUCAAAGACUGUGGGCAAAGCUGGUCAAUGCCAGUUGCAUACCUAAUUUUAUUACUGAGAAUGAUGCAAUCGAUCAGUUAACAGACAGUCUGAGCAACAGAAAGCAAAAACCUGCUCUAGUGCUUUUAGAUGAUGUUUGGUCUGAAUCAGUACUCCAGAGGCUUGUAUUCAGGAAGAUGGGCUUAAAAACACUAGUCACAUCAAGAAUCAAUUUUAAAGGUCUUGAUGUAGUUUAUCCUUUACAAAUGCUGGGACAAGAAGAUGCCAGGGAUCUCUUCUGUCAAUCAGCUUUCGUCCCUGAUCAAGCCCUUGAUAAGUUGGAUCAUGAGCUUCUGGAACAGAUGGAACAGAUAGUGAAAGGUUGCAAAGGUCUGCCACUGGCACUAAAAGUAAUUGGAGGCUCACUGAGGCAGGAACCUGUCAGAAAAUGGCGCAAGACAGCACAGAUGCUCCAGCAAGGAAAUCAAAUCUUUGAGAUGCAUGACGAUCUCCUGAGAUGCUUGAGCAGCAGCUUAAACUCCUUGAGUAAAAUACUUACAGAGUGUUUCAUGGACCUGGGUACUUUUCCGGAAGAUGAAAAGAUUCCUGCAGCUUCUCUCAUUGAUAUGUGGGUCGAAAUCCAUGGCUUAACUGAGGAUGAUGCGUAUGUUGUUUUGCUUGAACUUGCCAGCAGAAACCUUGUUACACUUGUUGAGAGAACAAGGAGUGAGGCUGGGGAUGUAGAUGGGAGCUUCAGUGACCUCUUUGUUUUUCAGCAUGACCUGCUGAGAGAAUUGGCAAUCUAUACCAGCCGUGUGAACAAUGGCCAUCCGGCGACGAGGCUUAUCUUGAGUGAAGGAGAUCUUCUGAAAAUCUCGCAGCGACAGAAGGAACAAGCAUCCCUGGCUGAGAUUGUUUCCUUCCUCACUGGUCAAAUGGGUCCCGGGAACUGGUUUGAUAUACCUUUUCCUCAUGCUGAGGUCUUGAUCCUGAAUUUCUCAGCUGACUCGUAUUUCUUACCUCCAUUUCUGGAGAAAAUGGAAAACCUCAAGGUUUUGAUUUGUGCAAACCACAGCGCACGCCCUGCAGAAUUACACGGCCUGUCUGCAUUGGGUUCCCUGAAGAAUCUCCACAGAAUAAGACUGGAGAAAAUAUCAAUCCCUCCUCUUUCUACUUUUACACAAGCAAUGCAGACAGUGCAGAAGCUAGUAAUGGUGCUCUGUGAGGUCAGUCAAGUCAUUCAUUGGGAUAUUCAUAGCAUCUUUCCAAUGUUAACGGAGCUAGAACUGGACUACUGCCACGGUGUAGAGACAUUGCCUCCUGGAUUAUGCAGUCUUACCAAUCUACAGAAACUAAGCAUAACAAAUUGCCCUGAUCUAGUUGAACUGCCCGAGGGAAUAGGUGGAUUAGGAAGAUUAGAGGUCCUAAGGUUACACUCUUGUUCAAGUUUGGAAGGCCUUCCGGAUUCUUCAUGUGAACUUGGAAGCCUCAGAUUCUUGGAUCUGUCUCAUUGCUCGAGCAUUGAGAGCUUGCCAGACAACAUCGGCCAGUUGCAGCAUUUGAAAAGAAUUGAUAUGAGAUGGUGCUUAGGCCUGAGGGAAGUGCCUACAUCGGUGACACAGUUGAAAUGUCUUAGAGCAGUUGUAUGUGAUGAGGAUACUGCUUAUCUAUGGAGGCCUUUUGAGCAUGUGCUUAGCAAAGUAACGUUUCACAUUCCUAAAGAAGAUGUGAACUUGAAAUUUCUUGUCUAAUAAUUAAGACUAUCCAGUGCCCCGGGCUCGUUUGGCAAAGGUAACAACAUGUAGAGUUUUCAUGAAGCUGGCCUGAAAAUUAGGGCCACGAUCUGUAGAAGCUGAGCAUUACUAACUGCCACGAUUUAAGUGAGUUGCUUGAGGAAAUCUGUAGGUUGAUCAAGUUAAGAGGUCUUGAGGCUGUCUGCAUGCACAUCACUGGAAAGGCUGCCCGGAUUCUUUACAUGAACUAAAGAAACUGAGAUUUCUUGAUCUCUUCCACUGUUUGGAUAUACAGUAUCUUCCCAACAGCAUAGCUCGCUGCUUGCUAGGUGAUUGCUCUGAUUCCAAUUUAUAGGGUCGGCCUGCCGAGAGUGGUCGAGAGGCUGCCGAGGCGUUGCUGAGCCCUAUGCUACACCCAAGGAUCUCCCCUAGCUUAAAAUCUCACGGGAGGUUAAGGCCAUUACAAGUUAUUUUCCCCAAGCCGGCCAGCAUCCCUAACCCAAUUACCCAUGAAGCUCGAUACGGUCCGUCCCAGCCCUGAACUCACUGUCCUCUGAUGCUAAUCUGCAUUGGGCCCGUUGGCUGUUCGCUGUGGCAGGCUGAGCUAAGAUGGCUCCCGGUUCGUCUUCAUCGGCGGCGGCUAGGCCUGGGAUCUCCCUGUUCACCGGUUUGGGUCUAGCUCACCAACACCGGAAACACCCACUCCGUCGUCUUGCAGUGUUCCCCGAAUGAGGGCAAGCGGAAGGUAAGUGGGCUCAACUAUUGCUGAUCUCCUUCGAUCGGGGGGUCGAGCAUAUGCAUGCUGCAUUGCUUGGAAAAAAUUGACUUCAGAAAAUGCUCUGGGAAGAUUGGCAAUCAAUCUCGAGGGCCUAAGAGAUGUCAUCUAUGAUGAAUUGAAGAUGUCUUGACCCUUUGGGUGAGUGUCAAGACCAAGUCAAGAAGGCCGAUGGUGCUAACAUGUAACUUAACGUCUUCUACUUAUUGUAAAUUAAAAUGGUGCUGCUUUGGCCGGAUGAGUCAUUUUAUAUUAGUUUUUUCCUUGAUUUACUAGAUAUUUUAAAAGUAUUUCUUAACUAAUUUCGAGGAAAUGUUUGACUGCUGAAA